AUGCUUCUUCUAGCAUCAGCAGUUGGCACACCAGAUUUCUUGGCUCUCGGGCCAAUUGUGAGCAUGGACAACUUGCUGCUAUUUUCACUUCUCUUGGAGAUCUUUCGAACAUUUCUUCCUCGAGCUAGCCAGACUUAUCGUGUUUUGCAUUUCAUUGUGACUGGACUUGGUACUGCGAAAUAUACUACCUUCUCACAUUGCGAUGAACACAAUUCUAUGAAAGUCAGAACGCCGAAUAUGCCUUUUAUGCAAAUUUGGAUUACAGGUCUUAAAGUAGUAAGUUCAUGUAAAAGGGAGAUGGUAUAUCGGUAUUUGACAAUUCUACCGUAUCGCUCGACUAACGUUAGAGAGAAAAAGCCGAUGACGAACUUUGCAUGUAUCUUGACUUUGGUUAUAAUAUUUCAAGUUAAGCUGACUUUGGUUCAAGUUCUGAGCUUCUUCGUCUUCCAGAACCGCAGUUGGGGCAUAGGUUUAUAUGAUUUUUAUUCAAUGAUUUUUUCUAAAUAUUUUUUACGGAUAUCGUAUAUUUUUCCGCUUUUACUUAUAUGUACAAGCGCAUGCAGACGUUGA
This is a messenger RNA of Soboliphyme baturini, 570 nucleotides long. Lineage: Eukaryota; Metazoa; Nematoda; Enoplea; Dioctophymatida; Soboliphymatidae. The record is from the annotation of a GenBank genome assembly.